Messenger RNA from Coccinella septempunctata (seven-spotted ladybird), 1965 nucleotides. Its product is annotated as esterase E4-like. Bases 137 to 1834 code for a protein of 565 amino acids. The record is from RefSeq and is a predicted model, not a curated record. NCBI's taxonomy places the organism in Eukaryota, Metazoa, Arthropoda, Insecta, Coleoptera, Coccinellidae. The transcript has 10 exons.
CCUUUCUAAAGUUGAUGAUCGUUCCAACUUCCACAACAAAUCUAGACAUCCGUGGAGUAGGACGUUAUAACGCAACAGUAAACCCAUGUGAUUUCAAUAAUUUUAUCGGCAUCGGUUAUCAAGUUGCGAAUUCAUUAUGUUGUUACCACUAUCCGUUUGUUUUUGUUUAUUUAUGGUUAUUAAUUGUGAGCGCAAUCCUCAAGUAAAAAUAAUAGAUGGGAAGUUAGAGGGGAAAAUUUUGAAAACUAAAGAAGGCAGAGAUUUUUAUGCUUUUCAAGGGAUACCAUUUGCAGAACCCCCACUUGGGAAACUAAGGUUCAAGUCCCCUAUACCAAACCAACCAUGGAAAGGUGUUUUGAAUGCCAAGGAACCUCACGUAGUAUGUCCUCAAAGAGAUACUUACAGACGUGUAGACUUGAUGGAAGGAGAAGAAGACUGUCUUUAUUUGAAUGUUUAUACUCCAAACUUACCCUCUGAAAAUGCCUCUCCUUUACCAGUUAUGGUAUUUUUCCAUGGUGGGGGAUUCCACUGUGGAGGAGGAAACUACUAUUGGUACGGUCCUGAGGUAUUGCUUGACAGAGAUGUCGUUUUGGUAGUAGUAAAUUAUAGAUUGGGUGUACUGGGAUUCUUAAGCACCGGAGAUGAGGUAUCACCAGGUAACUACGGUCUGAAGGAUCAAUCCUUGGCUCUGAAAUGGAUCAGCAGAAAUAUCAAACACUUCAAUGGAGAUCCCAACAGCGUAACACUUUUUGGAGAAUCUGCAGGAGGAGCUAGUGGCAAUUAUCAUAUGCUUUCUCCCAUGAGUAAAGGUCUUUUCAAAGGAGUAAUUUCACAGAGUGGCACAGCAUUUUGCGUGUGGGCUCAUGCCCCAAAAGGUGAAAAUGUAAUGAAUGCUAAGAAACUGGGCAAAAUUGUAGGAUGCCCUACAACCUCCAGUAAAGAAUUGGUAGAAUGUCUGAGGGAAAUCGAUCCAAUGGUUUUCGUGAAACAUGACAGAGAUUUCUUCGACUGGGAUUUCGAUCCCAUGAUCCCUUUCAAACCAGUAGUUGAACCCCCAUCCAAAGAAGCAUUCCUGACAGAUACCCCAGCAAAUCUGUUCAAAGCUGGAAAGUUUCAAGAUGUUCCAUGGAUAGUUGGAGUAAAUAAGGAAGAUGGUCUUCUAAGAUCCGCAGCGUACAUUGGAGUUCCAAAACUGUUCGAAGAAUUGGAGGAGGAUUUCAACAACAAAGCGGCUAUAUCUUUGAUGUAUAAACCUUUUGCGGAAAAUCCGGAACUUGUGAGCGAAAAAGUGAGAAAAUUCUAUUUCGGAGAUAGGAAGGGCUUGAACUUCGAUAAUUCCAUCGCUGAUCUUACUGACAUGUACACUGAUGGAUGGUUCACGAAAUGUAUAGAUGAUGCUGUUAGGAUUCAUUUGAAGGUAUCGAAACAACCAGUUUAUAAUUACCUGUUCGCACACAAAAGUGGAGCAAGUUUCAGUGAAAUAUUUGGUGCUCCAGGAGCAGUUCAUGGGGUCUGUCACGCUGAUGAAUUGCAAUACCUAUUCCCUAUAGCUGAUGGGUUGUUUCCUCACAAAAAUAUUACAGAUGAAGACAGAAGGGUAACGAAGAUAUUAACUACGAUGUGGGCAAACUUCGCGAAAACAGGAAAUCCCACCCCUGAAAUUGAUGAGUUAAUAAGCACGAAAUGGACCCCGAUAAAAUCGGAGAAAUUGGAAUAUCUAUACAUAGACGGACAAACUUUGAAGAUGGAAGAUGCUCUGUUCGAGAAAAGAGUGGAAUUUUGGAGGAGUCUGCCCCUAGAACCUAAGAAAGAAGGUAUAAAGGAAGAACUGUGAAUUUUAAAAAUGGCUUUGAAGCAUUUUUUGGAGGUUUAAUUGCAUUUCGAAUACUCGAAUGCUUGAAUUUUUGAUAUUGAGAAAAAAUUUAUGAACAGAUGAUUCAAAAUAAAAAUAAGAAUCUUUUGGAA